CUAACAUACGGUUCAGAUGCGGUUUGGUGAGUGGUUUCAGAGGUUUAGCAAACGUAAAAUAUAAUAAUCUACUGAAAAAACCUUAACACUGUCAGUUACUUCAUAGAUGCGAUAAUGCCCCUAAAAUGGUUAAGUCCUUUAUUCACACAGUGUCUCCUGACGUCGGGUGUAAGCCUCAACCUCCUGACGCAUGGCCUGGUGAUAGGGUACACUUCAGUACUCCUGCCUCAGCUGAGAGAAACGACCGAUAUUGACGAAGCGUCGGCGACAUGGAUCGCGUCCAUAUUCGGCAUUUCCCUUAUGAUUGGCGCAUUAGUAGUCACUUUCUUUAUGAACAAGUACGGCCGGAAACCUGCAGGCAUCGUCAGUGCUGCGCUUAUGACUGCAGGAUGGCUCAUCAUAGCAGUAACGGAGAGUGCAUACAGCCUCUUAUUAGGAAGAUUUCUCCAAGGAUUCGCCAUGGGUCUGAUGUCUAUUACAGGCAACAUUUUUAUUGGAGAAUGCUGCAGUCCCAAAAAUCGAGGAGUUCUAUUGACAACUAUGCCUCUAGCCAUAUUUCUUGCUGUUCUAGUUGUGCACUGGUUGGGAACCAUCAUGUCGUGGCAGAGGAUUGCCCUGAUAUCAGCUUUCGUAGCGUUUGUAGACGUAAUAAUAAUAUUUAUAUCACCAGAAUCGCCAAGUUUUUAUGCGAUGAAGGGAAGGUAUGACGAAUGUCGGAAAACCUUUCAUUGGCUACGAGGUCAUUCAGAAGAAGAGGAAUUGGAGAAGCUUAUAAAAAUGAACAAGGCCAGGAGAUCAAACGAAGCUAUUACUUCCAAUGAAAGCGUAUUAGACAAAGUUAAAAAGAACCUAGCUUUCAUUAAAACCAUAUACCGUAAACGGGAAGUUUAUAAACCAACUAUAAUUAUGAUGCAUAUGAACACCAUGUCCGCAUGGGCUGGUGGCAUGACAUUUGUUACAAAUGCAAAAGAUAUUAUUGACAGUAUAAUAGGUAAAGAUAGUAGUUAUUUCUCAGCCAUAAUUGUGUCGAUAGAUAUUCAGAUGGUGGUAUCAUGUAUGCUAACAAUGUUUGUUAUUAAGAGGUUGCGUAGGAAACUGGUCCUUUUAUGGGCAUAUUCCGUUAAUUUGACACUUUACGUCAUCAUCGCUCUAUACGUUUAUUUGAAGACACAUGGCUUACUGAGUUUCGACCAUCUUUUCAUAGGGCUGACAUUGCUCCAUCUGCAUAUGGCAACGAUAGUGGUGGGUGGCUUAGCCCUUCCGAAUAUAAUAUCUGGAGAGAUAUUCCCUCUGGAAUAUAGAGGUAUCUGUGGACUUAUAGGAGUUUUAUUCUUCUCAAUCAAUGAAACUAUCAACAUUAAGUCAGCGCGAUAUUUGUUCGCUAGUAUAGGAGUGGAAGGGGCGUACUUGUUAUAUGCGGUGUUGGUGGCGUAUUGUUUUACAAUAGUGGUGAUUUUAUUACCAGAAACAAAAGACAGAAGUGUAAUAGACAUAGAGGAGGAGUUUCGGGGUAAACCGCUGGUUACUGAAAUGAAAUUAAUGGAAAGCAAAUGCUAAGAAGAACUUAAGGUAAAAACAACAAUUUGAUAAGAACAUAAUGUUUAUAGCGUGUAAUUAUGCCAUAAGAAUGCGCAUUUCAAAUGUAGGUACAGGAAAAUGUUUUUACUGAGAGUUUUGCGGAGUAGACAGGUAGGUAAUAAAUACGCCAUUAUGCAU
This is a messenger RNA of Ostrinia nubilalis (European corn borer), 1716 nucleotides long. Its product is annotated as facilitated trehalose transporter Tret1-like. The transcript has 4 exons. Gene Ontology annotation, molecular function: transmembrane transporter activity. Gene Ontology annotation, biological process: transmembrane transport. The record is from RefSeq and is a predicted model, not a curated record. The coding region runs from base 115 to 1557 and encodes 480 amino acids. Lineage: Eukaryota; Metazoa; Arthropoda; Insecta; Lepidoptera; Crambidae. Gene Ontology annotation, cellular component: membrane.